Messenger RNA from Lindgomyces ingoldianus, 1655 nucleotides. Its product is annotated as casein kinase-like protein I. The coding region runs from base 224 to 1549 and encodes 441 amino acids. The record is from RefSeq and is a predicted model, not a curated record. Gene Ontology annotation, molecular function: ATP binding; protein serine/threonine kinase activity. Gene Ontology annotation, biological process: peptidyl-serine phosphorylation; signal transduction; endocytosis. The transcript is spliced from 3 exons. NCBI's taxonomy places the organism in Eukaryota, Fungi, Ascomycota, Dothideomycetes, Pleosporales, Lindgomycetaceae. Gene Ontology annotation, cellular component: cytoplasm; nucleus.
GCCAUCAAGUUCGAGCCCCGGAAGAGCGACGCUCCGCAAUUGCGCGAUGAGUACCGCACCUACAAGAUACUGGUUGGCUGCCGUGAGUUCGCUUCUCUUUCUUUCCUAUGCGGCCUCCGUGGUGUCCCCCUUGGCCAUGACCAGCGACGACGAGGGCUCCACACGGUGAAGUCCAGAUGGCACAGGCAGACCAAGGACGAGACUGAGGCAGAGCGGGACCGUCAUGGCAUGGCAUUACCCCCUCUUGCCCUGUACUCCAUUAUUUCGUCCAUUGGCCCUUGCCUGUCUGUCCAUUUGGGUCUUUCGUGAAGGCCAUGUCCCCACGUUAUCUCAUUCAGCCACGUCCUCUCCAGCUAUUCAUUCAUCCAACCGCACUUUGACUGACUUUGUUACAGCUGGCAUCCCCAAUGUCUACUACUUUGGCCAGGAAGGCCUGCACAACAUCUUGGUUAUUGAUCUACUCGGACCUAGUCUGGAAGACCUGUUCGACCACUGUAACCGAAAGUUCUCCAUCAAGACAGUGGUAAUGGUCGCAAAGCAGAUGCUUUCACGAGUGCAAACAAUCCACGAAAAGAACCUGAUCUACCGAGAUAUCAAGCCAGAUAACUUCCUUAUCGGCCGGCCUGGCUCCAAGUCGGCUAAUGUCAUCCAUGUUGUUGACUUUGGCAUGGCAAAGCAGUAUCGUGAUCCAAAGACCAAGCAGCACAUCCCAUACAGGGAACGCAAGUCGCUUUCGGGCACAGCACGAUAUAUGAGUAUUAAUACACAUCUUGGACGGGAGCAGUCACGGCGAGACGACCUGGAAGCCCUGGGCCACGUCUUCAUGUACUUCCUGCGAGGCGGCCUUCCCUGGCAGGGACUGAAGGCUGCUACCAACAAGCAGAAGUAUGAGAAGAUUGGAGAGAAGAAGCAAACCACCGCUAUCAAGGAUCUGUGUGACAAUUUCCCUGAGGAAUUUAACAAGUACCUCAGCUACGUCCGAAACCUCGGCUUUGAGGACACCCCAGACUAUGAUUACCUCCGUGAACUCUUCACCCAGGCUCUCAAGAGCACUGGCGAAGUUGAGGAUGGCGAGUAUGACUGGAUGAAGCUGAACAACGGAAAGGGUUGGGAGGCCAUGAAAGCGCACCCUUCGGCUGCCCACCUCCACCACGCCAAUAUCAACCAAAACUCUUCAACAGCCGUCAAUCUCCAUGGCCAGCAGAUAAGGCAACAUAAAACCCAACUCCCAAUCGACCCAAGACGGCUCGACGCAGAACUACCGCCAACGAAGCCAGGAGCGACCCGGGGCAUGCCUGGAAGAAGCCCAGGGGGCAUGAAUCAAGCAAAGUACCAUCCAGACGCAGUCAAGAGGAAGAGCAUGGGGGAGCUAGCACCUCCAGAGGGAUCUACUCAAGCACAAUUCCAACACAGCCAGCAGAACCUAAACUCACUACGAGCAACACCGGCUCAGACAAAUGCGGUGCAACCGCGGAGGUCGGAGCCUGAGAAACCGGGUUUUGUAAAGAAACUCAUGAACAUCUUGUGUUGUGGUGGCGGUAAUGCCUAAUGCAGUUCUUGCACCCCUCUGGGCGUCGGUGCAGCGCGUCUUCCCUUUCAUGUUGUUCUCUUUCUCUCUGCAUCCAGGUGUUCCUGAGCGAAGCCCGUAUUUCAUA